AUGUCGAAGCUCUUAGCCGGUGCCGAUCUCCGCAAGGCUGACGGGUCCAAACACGAUGCGAAGGAGCUUGAGGUCGUGGGUCUUUACUUCUCUGCUCACUGGUGCCCACCUUGCCGCCAAUUCACGCCAGUUUUGAAGGACUUCUACAACGAGUUGCACGAGGAUGGCGAGUUCGAAAUUGUGUUUGUCUCCUUCGAUCGAUCGUCGGACGACCUGAAAAAGUAUCUGCAAGAGGCGCAUGGUGACUGGCUGCACAUUCCACAUGGGGACGCGAAAAUUCGAGAGCUUGCAUCGAAAUUCUCGGUCAGCGGCAUCCCAGCAUUCAUCAUCGUCAAGCCCGACGGAACUGUCAUCACCAAGGAGGGCCGCUCCGACGUUCAGGGAAAGCCACCAAAACAAGCUCUUUCUGGCUGGAAGAAGAGUCUA
This is a messenger RNA of Mesorhabditis spiculigera, 426 nucleotides long. NCBI's taxonomy places the organism in Eukaryota, Metazoa, Nematoda, Chromadorea, Rhabditida, Rhabditidae. The record is from the annotation of a GenBank genome assembly.